ACCGAGCGGGCGUGAAGCCGAAGCCGAAGCCGAAGCCGAAGCCGAAGCCGAAGCCGAAGCCGAAGCCGAAGCCGAAGCCGAAGCCGAAGCCGAAGCCGAAGCCGAAGCCGAAGCCGAAGCCGAAGCCGAGAGCGAGGCCCCGGCGCCCCCCGGCGGCGGCGCUGCCAGACCGCAGCCGCAGCCCUCCCCGUCGGCCGGCAGCGGGGCGGAGGCGGGUCUCUUCUCCUUUAAACGGGACGUACUAAACGCUGCGGGGGUGGUUAGGGGGUUCCUGAGCGCCCUGUGGUGCGUCCGGGCAGCCCGCUGGCCUGGAGGUUGUGGAGAGCGGGGGAAGCCCCGAGCCGCGCAGGGUCACCACUGCCGGGCGCCUUCCCCUCGUUUUCCCCAGCCCCCAGCUCCCCCUCUGCGGGGAGGGCGGGUAGUUCAGUCCCAACAACAUGGCCGCCACCAUGAAGAAAGCGGCUGCAGAAGAUGUCAAUGUUACUUUUGAAGAUCAACAGAAAAUUAACAAGUUUGCAAGAAAUACUAGCAGGAUCACAGAGCUGAAGGAAGAAAUAGAAGUGAAAAAGAAACAGCUUCAGAAUUUGGAAGAUGCUUGUGAUGACAUCAUGAUGCUUGAUGAUAGCGAUUCACUUAUGAUACCCUACCAAAUUGGCGAUGUCUUCAUUAGUCAUUCCCAAGAAGAGACACAAGAGAUGCUGGAGGAGGCAAAGAAAAGUUUACAAGAAGAAAUUGAAGCAUUAGAAUCCCGAGUGGAAUCAAUUCAGAGGGUGUUAUCUGACCUGAAAGUUCAGCUCUAUGCAAAGUUUGGAAAUAACAUAAAUCUUGAGGCUGAGGACAGUUAAAGGUGUUCUAAAUAUGCCAUACAACUUUUCCUUGAUUUAUUAGAUUUUUUUGAUAACAUUGUUUCCAUCACAUUUUAAAAAAAAUUCACCACUUUUUUUUUUCUGAACUUUCCUGUCUUGGGUUCCAUCUAUUUAAGGAGAGCUUUCUUAUUUUGGUUAUUGCAAUUAUUUAUUUGUUCAGGAAAGCAUUAGCUUUGUACUGUUGUAAAGCAUCAGGAUUGGAAUAUUUGCAUUGUUUAUUAAAGUAAUAAAGUCAGGCACAUAUUUGUAGUUUCCUUUGUUUUAUUUUCCACUCAUGAAAAUACUUAAGUAUAAAAACAAUAAAAAUGGAGAAUUUUUGAUUUGCACUGUAAUGCCUGUUUGAUAAAAGUUUCUCUGUAAUAUGUAGGGUAUGGUUCAGCUGUAAUGCUAUUUAGCUGUUUUUAGCAGCCUUCCUGGAAAUACUAAAUCUAUCCUUUGUCUUUCAAUCUUAGCUCAGAUAGCAUAAACACUGUUGACAGGGGAGAAAGGAGGGCUCUAGAAAGCUCGCAAUGUUAUUGAAGAAAAGCUUUUGGAGUCAGAAUCAUGUUCAGUCAUUUACUGCUUUGUAUUUGGGAAUCACAAAAGAUGCUGUAAGUCAGAAUGGUGAGUCUUAACUUCUAAUUUUCCUGAACAAUGAUUUUCUAAAUCCACGUUUUUGUAUCAAGUUAAUGUCAGAAUUGUUCAUAGAUGAUGUUGCAAUGUCAGCAUCAGUCCCUGGAACUAUGCCUCCAUUGCUAUGUGGAGUUGAAUGUAAUUUUUAAAUCUCUUUGACUCCUUACAUCCUUAAAAAAAAUUAUGUACUGUCUCACUGUAAUUCUGCUUUUGGACUUUUGCCUCCUUCUUUGAUUAAUGUAUUGUUCCAUGGAAAUACCUGCUCAUUAUGACUUUGUUUUUAAAAAAUUAAAUCUAAGCAUACUUAAAUCAUCUUUUUAAGCUAUUUUGCAAAACAGUGUGGACAGAGGAUUCAUUUGGCCAAACAUUAAUCUACAGCCAUUGUUCUUAAUAUAAAUAAUCAGAGUAUGAGAUGAGUAUAUUUUUAUAAAGUGACUAAUACCUACCUAUCGUGUCAAUUGUGUAGCAUCUCUUCUGCAAACAAUGUGAAUGUGGAGGAAAAAACCCCACUUGGUUUCUCUAUCACUGAAGUAGGUUAACAGGGUAGUGAUAUUGACCUUGAUCUUCAGUACACCUGAGCAGGAUCUUACCAGUGCAUUGUUAUUUAUGAAUUGCAGCAUUGUAACUUACAUAGUUGUUUACGUAAGUGUAUUAGCAUUGUAUAUAGGGUUUAGCACAGCCAUAACAGAAGAGUGUCUUUGACAGUGAAGAUCUAAUACCUCAACACAAGCACUUGUAUUACAUACAACGUAUAUUAACUGAUGGCUGCAAGUCUCAAAAGCUGUCCUAACGUUCUCUCUAGCCCUGGCAUUUCCCAUGUUUCUUUUCUGUAGAAUUCCAAUGGUUUAUAUGCUUUUGCUGCUGGACAUGUGUACAAAUACCCUGGUUAUUCCUGUACAGAUUUUAAACCUUGUUUCCUAACUGGUUGUGGUUUUAAUUCAAGUCUAUGCCUCAGGAAAGGGUUCAAGUUUUUCCUUGCUUCCUGAGUGAAUACUUAGGCUACUCUUAGGUAAAAUGUGGAUAUGGUAGCCAUAGCAACUCUGCUGCUGUCUGCCAGCCAGUGCUUGUAGCAAAUCAAGUGUGCUGGGCCUUCAAGAAGGUAUAGGCGUUCCUCUACAUAUUUUCUGAACCCUCCAUUCAGUUUUCUGUGUUAGGUAGGCAUUUGGCACCAAACUACUUCGAGCAGUUGAUUGACCACUUACUGUUAUUUUAGGCACUAAAGGAAUAAAGUGAUGGCCAGUUAUUUGAGAGCAGCUGAUAAGAGUAUUGUGGUCUUAGGUGACUCAGCUUUGUCUUAUCCUGCUGUAGUAGGUAACAGCUUUUAGUCCAAAACCGUGUUUUGGGACAGCGCAGUUUGAGACCUGAAUAAUGCAAGGCUACAGACUUAGGAGGUGCUGAUAUCUUGAGGCUUUUUCUAAACAGACAAAUCAUUCAUUUGGUAUGUUAAACCAAACCAUCCAAUGCACUUGUCCUUAUAAUUAUAAACCAAAAAAAAAAAAAAUGUAAAAGACUUCUUUUUCCAGGUGAAAACUAAGCUAGUGAUGGAGUUUGACCCAUAAUGAGAAGCAUCCAGCAGAUGGCAUCAAAGAACUGGGAAACCCAUUUUAUGGUAAGCCCAUGCCUAGGCUGUGAGCACCAUCGCCGAUUUUAGUAAAGUGAAACUUUGGCUGCAAUGAUCACAUUCUCAUUAAGUGGUUGGUAACACUGUAAAAGUCACUCCUAAGUGACCGCUGUGCCGUCUCUGCUGUUCUGAGCAUAUUCACAGCUGUGCAGACUGCAGGUAUUUAAAAUGAGUGUGAUUUCCAGGUAGGCCAUAGCACAAAUAUGGCUUCAUUACAGAAAACAAAAAGGCAGCUAGUACAGUUUAAUGAUUCCAGUAGCAGCUAUAAAGCCAAUGAGGACCUUAGUUCAGUAAAGGACCAAAGGGAGAAUGCUGCCAAGGUGUGGAAAACUUGCAUUAUCCCUGCUGUUCUUUGCUAUGCUAGAAGUGGAAUUGUCCAUAUAUACAGCCCUGGUGGUUAGGGAAUAGAAGGCUGUUAGAUUGUUCUUGUGAAUGCCAAAGGUCUUUCCUCUCUGGUCCUUUUAGUUUGUUUUGUGACCCCGUUCCCUUAUUUUCUUUCUUUUUUCUGGUUAUGAUGGUCUUGGUGUAUUUUAGCCCAUUUAACUAGGCCUUCCUGCACUACUAGAGUUUAGGGUUUUAUGUGUGUGAUGCGUCUUUCCUGUUUGCUUAGUCCUGCUACAGCCUUGAAAAUCUGGGUGUCUUUUUGCACAUGUAAUGUCCAGUUUCCUUGUAUAGUUAUGGUGUUUGCAAGCCAGGCAAGUAAUUAUCCAACAAACCUUUUCAGAUUAGUCCCUGGAUUUCUGUAUUUUACAGAACUAUGGUCCCAGGCUAUCAUUUUGUAUUUUUACACGUGUAAAAUAGAACAUGAAGGAAACUCUGUUUUGUUCUUAAGUUGUCAUUGUAGAAAUUGAUUUACAGAUCGUCCAUCAGUUGCUUGAAAGUAUUUAACAGAGUCCUAGUUUUUCCUUUUGAUAACCUUUCUCCUCCCUAGUGAAUAUAUGCAAUUGUCUUUCCGUUGGCAUUUAUUCUGUUUAGCGCCACAUCUUCUAAGUACUUUUUAUUUUUGGUAGAUUUGAAAUUUCUGUUGUCUCUAAUCAUGUUUGUCUUACAGUUAUCUUCUUCAGAUAGCGUAAGUCCAUGAAAAAAACCUGAUCCUUUGUGCACUGCUGUACGUCAUGAAUCAUUUAGCUGCACUUGACAAUGUACAGUUUUUAAUAGCGUUGUCAGAAUGCAAAAAGUUUACUGUCAUUCUCUGUAUUGUCAAGGGAGCCACAUUUGUGAAGCACUUCAAAGAUGAAAUGCACUGUAAAAGUGCUAAGUGUUAUUUUAAUUUAAGGGCUUCAUUUAGAGCGUUGGGCCAGUGAUCUUGUAUUCUCUCUUAGUGAUUGAAUUAUCUAUUCAGCUUCAUCUUUGUAUUAAAAUACAGUUUCCAUACUGUUUUUGUAUUUUGCAAAAGUCAUAUAUUUUGCAAAAGUCAUAUAUUUUUGUAUUUUGCAAGUCAUAGAGCCACCAGUGGCUGCCUUUUCACUUGGUUGCAGCAAUUAAAGCAGGUAAACUAGCAAAACUGCAGCCAGUGAAAUAUAGCUUAUUUCAGUGCAUGAUGUCAAGGAGACUUAACUUACCAGUUUUUCAAAGUAGUCCGCUAAGAACUCUGUAAAACAGAGUAGGACACAAUUAUUGUACUUACUGUAUUUUCAGGGGCUUGUUUGUGAUUCCAUAUCUUGUCAGCUCAUAUAAAAAUGUUUUCCACAUGAUGAUCUCUAGCAUAACCUUCUCCAGUGGAACCUUCAUUAUUGCUCAUCGCUUUUGUAUAGAAGAUCCUUGGAUACCAUUACACUCCAUAAUAUAAAUGUGGUUGAUAAUUAUUCAAUAAUUAUAGGAAGUGGUGUGUAGCCGAAGUACAGAUAAUUUUGUGGUAUUAACUAUCACUUCAAAGAGCAAAAAGGGAUUGAAUGCUGAAUAUAAAGCCAUAUUUUCUGUAGGAGCAACAAAAUUGAGUAGUCUGGUUUGCAUGAGUCAGUGGUUCAGAUAAAUUAUCUAAUGUUAUUUUAAUAGUCUGAUUCAUGAAAGAGAAAAAAAAUGUGGAUUAUAUAGGCAUGAUAAGACAGAAAUUAUUUGCAACCAAGUUUGUCCUUAUAUUGGUUGUAUGAGUCAUACAGAAAAACAAAUUAUUUGUAAUUAAAUGUUAGCUGCUGAUCAGACUGCACAGAAUGCAGUGCACCAAACAUGGGCGUAAAUGGCUAUGAAGGAUUCCAUCAGCAAAAGGUGAAACAGGUUUACAGUUAAGGGGGACUGCAUCCAGCUGUUCAAGAGAUGUAAUAAAAAAUUACAAACCUGAGUUGAACAUUA
This is a messenger RNA of Chroicocephalus ridibundus (black-headed gull), 5388 nucleotides long. RefSeq names its product prefoldin subunit 4 (gene PFDN4). Gene Ontology annotation, cellular component: cytoplasm; prefoldin complex. Gene Ontology annotation, biological process: protein folding. The transcript has 4 exons. The coding region runs from base 438 to 845 and encodes 135 amino acids. The record is from RefSeq and is a predicted model, not a curated record. NCBI's taxonomy places the organism in Eukaryota, Metazoa, Chordata, Aves, Charadriiformes, Laridae.